AUGCAGCAAUUGUUCCAUGAAAACUAUGAACACAACCGCAAGGGUUACAUUCAAGAUCUUCACAACAGCAAAAUUCACACAGCCAUAACACUUCAUCCAAACAAAAGACCAGCCUACCAAUACAGGCUGCACAAUUACAUACUGAGUCGCAAAAUUUCUGAACUGCGCUAUCGGACCAUCCAGCUCCAUAGAGAAAGUGCCCUCAUGAGCAAGCUCAGCAACAGUGAAGUAAAUAAGGAAGAUCAGCAACUGGGAGUGAUGCCAUCCUUCAAUCAUUUCCAGCCACAUGAAAGGGAUGAAGUCAUCGAGUGGGAGUUCCUGACAGGAAAAUUUCUUUACUCGAUGGUGGAGAACCAGCCACCCCGGCAAAGCCUGAGCAGCGUCCUACGGGCUGCACUGGAUGACACUGUGAUGCAAGUCAUGGAAAUGAUAAAUGAGAACUCUAGAUCUAGAGGAAGGCUCAUUGAUUUCAAGGAAAUACAGUAUGGCUACCGCAGGGUCGACCCUCUGCAUGGAGUAGAGUACAUCCUGGAUUUACUGCUUUUGUACAAAAGGCACAAAGGAAGGAAAGUUACAGUUCCAGUGAGACGCCACGCUUACCUUCAGCAAUUGUUUAGCAAACCUUUCUUCAAAGAAGCAGAGGAGCUGGAUGUAAGAACCCUGCUGGAGGAUACCAGCAGUGACACUCAAUCUUCCUCUUUUCUUUCAAAUUCUUUAAAGAUUUUUUCCUCAUCGUUCCAAGGCACCAAAGACACUGGGGGACGCAGUGACAAGAAAAUACAUAUUCUUGUCCCUCUCACAGGAAGAUUUGACAUCUUCUCAAGAUUUAUGGAUAACUUUGAGAAGACUUGUCUGAUUCCCAGGCAAAAUGUGAAGUUGGCAAUAAUUCUCUUCAGUUCCGAGUCAGGCCAAGACUCCAGCAAACACAUAGAGCUGAUGAAAGAAUACAGCAUUAAGUACCCUAAGGCUGAUAUGACCCUGAUUCCAAUGGCAGGAAAGUUUUCUAGAGGUUUAGGUCUUGAAAUGGCCUCAUCUCGAUUUGAUAAUGGCACUUUGCUGCUGUUCUGUGAUGUUGAUCUGAUAUUCACACCAGACUUCCUCCAGCGAUGCAGAGAUAAUACUAUUCAGGGAGAACAAGUUUACUACCCUAUCGUCUUUAGCCAAUAUGAUCCAAAAGUAAUAUAUGGAGGCAACCCUCCAGCUGACAGUAGUUUUGUUUUCACAAAAAGAAAUGGAUUUUGGAGGGAGUAUGGAUUUGGAAUUACCUGUAUUUACAAAAGUGAUCUGCUGACUGCUGGUGGAUUUGAUACCUCAAUUCAAGGCUGGGGACUUGAGGAUGUAGACCUCUUUACAAAAGUGAUAACAUCUGGCUUGAAGGCUUUCAGAAGUCAAGAAGUAGGAGUUGUCCAUAUUUUUCAUCCAGUUCAGUGUGACCCCAAUUUAGAUCCAAAACAAUAUAAAAUGUGCUUAGGGUCCAAAGCAAGUACGCUUGCCUCUACCAUGCAGCUUGCUGAACUCUGGCUACAGAAACAUUUGGGUGUCAGGUACAAUCGAACUCUCUCCUGACAUCUCAGCCUAUUUGGCCUUUUUAGGGGAGUUUACCUCAUUACUGUUAUUAUUAUUUGAUUUUGCUGUCAUAGUUUUAAACUCCGUCCUUGUUGUCUUCCAAAGACUGUUGACCUCAAACAGGAUGAGGCUGCUGUUCACUGAUGUUUCUUAUACCUACUGAACUGGUGAGGUGAAUUCCUUCAUAUUUACUUUAUUUGAAAUUCAGUCAAGUCACAGUAAUCAUAUGAUCCCAUGGAGCACAUCCAUCACAAGAGACUGCAUCAGAAGAAUGUUCUCUUUCAGCUUUGGGAUGCAGUAUCAUCUUUGUUGCAUUUCUGAGAUUUGAUGUGAUAUAAAUAUUUGCUGGUGAAGGUACCACAAAAGUGCUUUAUGCUUCUUCUGGGGAUGGAACUCUAUAAGAUAAACUUGAGUUUUAUAAUUUAUAUGAGGACUUAUAUGUAUAAACGCUAAUUUUCUUCAUCUUUAGAAUUUUUAAAGUAAAUGAAUAACUAUGAUUGUACUUUUAUUUUUUAAAAAAAA
Molecule: messenger RNA, 2088 nt
Organism: Pelecanus crispus (Dalmatian pelican)
Lineage: Eukaryota; Metazoa; Chordata; Aves; Pelecaniformes; Pelecanidae
Source: RefSeq, a predicted model, not a curated record